CACUGCCAUUGUUUGCCGCCUUGAACUGCGCCCAUGACUCUCGAGCUUCAUCGUUCGCGCUGCACCACUAUCUCGAAGGACUCCAAGUGAUCAUCUCUGACACCUCUCACGUAUUCUCGACGAGCGCCUUUGCGCAUAGUAAUCCGCGCCGCCUCGAAUAAGUCGACCUAGGCUUCGGUGAGAAUCUCACCAGCCCCGAACCGCACGAAAAAGAGCCAACCAGGCCCCUCCGCGAACAAAAGUCACUCGCUCACCUCCUUCACCUCGUUCCUGCUGCAUCAGCUCGAUCUCCUGAGUUUCCAAGCUAUCCAAGACUCAUACUCUCCGUCCUUAGAUCCUUGACGGCUGCGGCAGUAAACUGUGGUAAAGAGAUGGCGUGAGGUUGGCGCAGGUGCUGGAACAUUUCGCACAGCGCAGCUGGAGUUUACAAGAAUGGCGUCGACCCAGGAUGAAGAUAUGUAUCUGUUUGGAGGAAGUACGAGUCCAACGUCAGCUUUCGCAGGGCAAGAAUUCGACGCAUUCUUGACACCUACAGCACCUGAGAUCGAUGACUCGACCGGCGCCGCUGACGGAUACCUCAACCCUAACGACCUGUCUAUCAAGCGUGAGUUCAGCGACUACAGUCCGUUACCGGGAGGUAACUCCUUCUCGCGCUCGCCUCGAGGAUCUGGCUCGGCCUCCAGCAGUUCGUCCUCGGAGUACCGUAACGCUCAGAAACGUAAUGUUUCUGCUGCUUCAACCGCUUCUCCUCCGCCGCAUAAUCCAGGACAAGGAUCUUGGGGCAGUGGGAUCAACGGUUUCUCGAUCUCGAAUGAGCAGGUUUUCGAAGACGCGACUAUGGCGGGCCUGGAUCAAGAUUUCGAGGCCAGCAACCAACAGAUGGCCUCUGCUUUUGACUUCGAAACAGCUGCAAGCACACCGAGCGGUUUUGACACCAUGAGCGCCGGUACCGUCAAGGGCGCAACAAUGCGCGCAAUGAAUAGACAGGGAAAUUUCAUGCCCUUCACCAAACAGAACCCGACCGCUCCAUUUCCAACUAACGGACAGGCCCAGUUCUUCUUUGCUGGUUCGAGAGAAGCCUCGCCAUUAAAUGCCAUGCUUCCCUCCGCACAGGGUCAGUCCCCAUGGAGUAAACACUCGCCAUCAUCGGGCCUCGAGGAGACGUUCAACCACAUCACGAUGAAUGGAGACUCGCCUGGAAACGCGGUUUUUUCUCCAAACAUGCAGUUCUCGGGCACUGGGUUUACCUUCGACCCCGAGUCCAGUGCGACACCUUCGACCUUUACGAAAGAUGUCUCUUCCCCUCCAUCGACGGCCACCUCUGCGGAUGGUGUCCCUCUACUGACUGUGCACCCUACUUCCCUGAAGUCCAGAGUCGAGACACAGAUACCCAUCAAAUUGACCCUGUCCGCACUUCCCCCUGGGGCCAAGAAGGUGAGGCUACCGAGGCACACUGUUUCAAAGCCCAAAUUUCUGGCCAAACCGGAAGUUGAGCGGUCCGCCGAGGUUUUGGAACUCCACACGUCCUUGGUUUGUACGAGCGCCAUGCAAGAUCCCGUCAAGUUGCAAAGGGCUUGGGCGCGCGCCAGAGGUGAAGACUUGGCAGCUUACACUCGGCCUAGCCCUGCUUCGUCAAAUGAAUCGUCCACGUCAAAGGACGAUGACGAUAGACCGCUGAAUGGCGGAGAAGUCAACAUCUGUCCGGGAUGUAUACAACGUGAGAGGAAGAGAGCUUCGAGAAAGAAGCAAAAGAAGCCUGAAGAGGAGGAGAUGUUUCAAAAGGACGAAGAGAGAAGAGUGGUCGUCUUCAACACGAAUGAAGUGAAGGAGUGGGUUGAAGUCCCUCGUGAUGGUCAAGCUGAACUUCUACGCAACGCCACGCCGCCCAGUGCUGUGCAAGUCGAGCUGCCUAUGCGGAUUGCCUGUUAUUGUCGCCAUCAAAACGAGAAGAUGGGUUUCCAGGUCAUUUUCACCCUCAAGGAUUACAAAGAGAAGGUUAUUGCUCAGGCCAUGACAAACCCCAUCAUGAUCACAGAUGACCACAAAACGCACAAUGCGCCUGCUGCUGCAUCGCAUCCUCCUGCGCCGAUGCCAGCCACUGCGCCUCAAGUCCCAGGUGCUGGGGUCUUCGCAACCUCAAGCACCGAUCAAGCUCAAACUUCGGCGGCCAACUCUAAGUCUUUCAAGCAGUCCUUUUCCACUACUGAUCUGCACGGCCUGCAAAACAAUUUCAAUCCCAGUUUCCCCAUGGUGCCAGCAUCGAAUCCCUUUGCCAUCCCGUCGGCCAUAUCGCACCAAACCUCCAGUACUCUGACUCCGAGAAACCUCUCCAGACCCGCUUCUCCUAGUGGCCCAGCGGGCCCGACUACCAAGAGGAGGAAGCAGAGUGGCUCUGGCAAACUUCCAUCGGCCCUGACGAUGACGCGCCUGGACACCGGUCAGCAAAUGCAGGCCGGACCCUCAACAAUGCCCAAUACUGCUGCUUCUUCGCCGUAUCCCCAGAAUAUGGCAUCCUAUAUGGGCCCUAAUGACCGACAAUUUGUCGUGCCUCCCUCGCGUUCGGGCCCUUUUGGUACGAGCCCUCCUACGCCCAGUGGCCACGAUCCUUCCUUUGCCUCGAACAUAAAUCGCUCUUUCAGUCUAGAAAAUCUCCCUCGCAACCUAAUUUCUGCUCCACCAUCCCGCCAACCGAGUCGGCCUGGGAGUCCGGGCUCAGCAAGGAAUAGCUUUGGCGCGUCUGAUGCUGCUUUCGGCCAAGCUGUUAGCAAUCAGCUCAUGGGGCAGCCUAGUCGGCGGCCCCCUCCUUUGAUACACAAGCUGGUCCCUGCAGAAGGCUCUGUGACAGGUGGCACAGAAGUGACCCUACUUGGAAACGGUUUCUAUCAGGGCCUUGAAGUCAUGUUCGGUGAUACUGAGGCUACGACCACCACUUUCUGGGGUGAGAAAUGUCUGAACUGUAUCGCGCCUCCAGCUUUACAGCCAGGAGUUGUUGCUGUUGCUUUCAAACACGAUCAUCCGCAAUAUUCCGCACUGCAACAGCAGUCGCAGACACGACCGUCUCUUUUCACCUAUGUCGAUGACCGUGAGUUGGAGAUGUUCCGCCUGGCGUUGAGGACUCUUGGCAAACAAUUGCAACACCCCACAGACGACCCAUACUCAGCUGCGCAGCAGCUUCUUCAGAGCCAGUCACAUUCCAUGUGGCCUUCUCAUGCAGGUUAUGGUAUGGGUGGAGGACAUCAACGCAAUGCCGGCUUCGCUGGCGGUGUACCCAUGGACACGCUUGAACUCGAGGUCCUGAUGCUACAGAUGCUUGAACACAUGGACGAACAAAGGCACAUUAAAGCUCCGAAAUUCAAUCUCCGCCGGCCCUCUGGGCUCACGUUACUGCAUCUCGCCUCUUCAUUGGGUCUGACUCGCUUUGUUGCGAGUCUCCUGGCGAGGGGCGCGGAUCCGAACGUAGUCGACAACAAUGGCCACACCCCUAUGCACCACGCUUCGAUGAACGGGCACACGCACGUAAUACACCGACUGCGCUUGGCUGGUGCCAAUCACAAGGCACGCAGCAUCCGCCUAUUUACUCCUGCAGACCUGGCAACAUCAUUGCUCGCUUAUCAGGCCACUAUGAAUCGGAUUGACCACUAUCGCUCACGCAGCGCCGGAGGCACUCCAAUGCGCCUACACAGCAGAAGCUCCUCCUCUCUACGGUCAUUCUGGGAUAACGAUUCCAGCCAAUACCCUACUACCGACUCUGACGAUGACUCUAAUCUCGAAGGCGACGCCUCAAUAGAGGGGCUCCCCAAAGAGCUCGGCGCAACUCGGCCGCUCAGUCAAGCCAACCUCAGUAAAGCCGUGGCUAGUGUUCCCGGCUCCCGGAGAAACAGUGCACACCAUAUUCCAGCUCAAAAGCCAAUGAUAUCGCAAAGCGGAGUGGCGGACGCAGCGCCAAAUGCAGCACCGUCAGCUUAUAUGUUGGCAUGGCGCGACCAUCUGGUAGCUCAGUUGCACCAAUUUAAUGAGAGUGCUCAGUCGUUCAUGCCCACUCUGGGAAUCAAUGGGCCCCUCGCAGCUUUGCAAGACUACCAGGCGUAUCCUAUGGUUCGCCGAGUGAGCUCACUUUUCCCACAGCGUCCAAGCUCAAGACAGCAGACCAGCUCACGAGAGGGCUGGUGGGAGACCUUAACAGGAUCAUCGUCGCCCACGCCGUCAUCACCUCCCGCGUAUGGCGAUCUUUAUCCGGACGACGCCGGCAGCCACGGGGAUUGGAGCCUCAAAAAGUCCUCUGCUCUUGAAGCUGCCGCAGACGCAGCGGCAGAUCUUCACUUUGGGAGCCAUGCAGAUGGCCAGCGUUCAGAAGCGUCAUCAUCCGCUGCUACUCCUGCGUUACCGGUGAGAAAGGCUGUCGAAAGAGUCGAAUUGAGCCGAGAUAGGAAGUUGUUCUUCUUUUGGAUUCCACUGCUUGCAAUUGUACUAGCUUUAAUGAUCAGGAGCUCUGGUAUCUUGAGCAUUUUUGGGUCUUCGAGCAACCAAACCCCGUUGGGUGGACAAGCUGUCGAGGUUGGAUAAGCAGCAUUGAGUCUUAUGUGUUUUCAAGACCCAGCGAGGUGCUGGGUAGGAUCUACGACUUGAAACGAACUGCCUAAGGCGGGACGAUAAUUUGCGAUUCUCGUGUAUGGGAUUAUAUAAUAUCUGCCUAUCAAAGGCAUCUUUAAAAUAGGUGGCAUCACCCGCUUUAGCCUCAUGAAGCU
This is a messenger RNA of Exophiala xenobiotica, 4745 nucleotides long. RefSeq lists its product as uncharacterized. The record is from RefSeq and is a predicted model, not a curated record. NCBI's taxonomy places the organism in Eukaryota, Fungi, Ascomycota, Eurotiomycetes, Chaetothyriales, Herpotrichiellaceae. The coding region runs from base 433 to 4563 and encodes 1376 amino acids. Gene Ontology annotation, molecular function: protein binding. The transcript has 2 exons.